AUGAGAUUCAGGGAGCUAUCAAGACCAGAGAGUUGUAUAGAAAGGCUAGAUUUUGGAGAAGGGCACGCCCUGCCUGGUCGAAGGCUGAUAGCAGACUCUGGCACGCAUCGGGACAGCGCUGCAGAACAUGGAGCAAGCACCUUCUUGGAACAGGCCCUGCAGGAGGGGAGUCGUGCGAAAGAAACUUUUGAAGUAAAAUUGCUAACCAAUGGAGAAUUUGACUGGAGUCUGUGUCCUAGCGAUGCAUCUCCAGAUGAAGGAGUAGUAGAAGAUCUGCCUUUAAUAGAUGAGAAAGCUGUGGAGCAGCUAACUGAAGGAUUGAUUUCUCAUUAUCUGCCUGAUCUUCAGCGAUCAAAAUCAGCACUACAGGAACUUACACAAAACCAAGUGGUAUUACUAGAAACAUUAGAACAAGAAAUUUCAAAAUUCAAAGAGUGUAACUCCAUUCUUGAUAUCAAUGCUUUGUUUUCAGAAGCUAAACACUAUCACAACAAAUUAGUGAAUAUUAGGAAUGAGAUGAUGAUGCUCCAUGAGAAGACAUCAAAGUUAAAAAAAAGAGCACUUAAACUGCAACAAAAGAGGCAGAAGGAAGAACUAGAACGAGAACAGCAACGUGAGAAGGAACUUGAAAGAGAGAAGCAGUUAACAGCAAAACCUGCUAGGAGGACAUGAAAGCAGAGCGUGCAACAACUUGUCCAAAUCAAUCCUUUCUCUGGAACUAAGGCAGACUUUGCUUAAACUGGGCUAUAGCUGUUACUGGCAACAGCCUACUCUAUGAUAUUACAAAUUCCAGAAUGUUAAUAAUAGGGUUGGUAACGUUCGCAUUUUUUCAUUUCAGCCAUUCAAGUUGCCUUCUUUUGUAAUGCUAUGCAGUUUGAUAUUAUUAUAAUGUAAGUUAAUUUUUUUUUUAAUAUAUAUGUAUAUAGGAGAACUUAGGCAUCACAGUUUUAAAUACCUAUCCAUCUUUUGUCAUCUGUUGUUCUGGUGUUUAGAAUUCUGAGAGAUAUUUGGUGACUGGCAUACAUGUUUUUCAGACAAAAUACAGAAUACUAGUUAAAGUUCAGUUCUCAUCCCCAGGCUUCAGUGGCUGCCUAUUUCACUGAAACUGCUGUGAUUCAGGCAGCUGGGAUCUCUUUUCGAUGCCCUGGUUCAUAAGCGCUGACUUCUUGUGCAGCCUUAAUUUGGUCUGUCUCUAAUGAACUGAAGAAACUUCCAGUGUGUUUGCCUGAAAGCUCACUUUAUUGCAGUAGUCUUGUUUUUUUUGUCAUGAAGUAACUUAAGAACAGCUUUAAAGUAACUUCUGAAUAAUUUCCCAGUUGAAUUGGUUGACUGGUGGGAGGAAGCAGAACAGUAAAGAUUCUCAAAAUGGAUGUGUACACAAUGCAAA
Egretta garzetta (little egret) is the source of this 1387-nucleotide messenger RNA. It is a transcript of the gene BLOC1S6, whose product is annotated as biogenesis of lysosomal organelles complex 1 subunit 6. The transcript is spliced from 7 exons. NCBI's taxonomy places the organism in Eukaryota, Metazoa, Chordata, Aves, Pelecaniformes, Ardeidae. The record is from RefSeq and is a predicted model, not a curated record. Gene Ontology annotation, biological process: intracellular transport. Bases 1 to 672 code for a protein of 223 amino acids. Gene Ontology annotation, cellular component: transport vesicle; BLOC-1 complex; extrinsic component of membrane.